AUGAAUAGCAGAUAUCAAAUAAACUUGAAGUAAAAGUUGGGAAGUGGUAUGUAUGGAACUGUGUACACUGCAAUUGAUACUUUCACAAAUGAAAUGGUGGCCGUCAAACAGAUGAGCAAGCAGGAACUUGGAUUGGACAAUAAAAUCUUCAGAUAAGAAGUCGAAUCUAUGAGGAGCAUCCCUUAUUAAGAUGGGGAAAAUGGAUCCAAAUAUCUCAUAAGGUACAAGGAUUUCUACUAAUGUGCUAAUUUCAAUAAUAUCGUAAUGGAAUGUUUUAAAGACUCUUUAGAUCUCAAUUCUUACAUCGAGAAGAAAGGCAAAAUUCAAGAAGAUGAUGCCUUACAGAUAUUUUAUUAAAUUGCUUCAGGAAUCAGUUUCCUACAUGACAUGCAUAUUGUUCAUAGAGACAUCAAGCCUUCAAACAUUUUGAUUCGUACAAAACCUAAAUUAGAAAUCAAAGUAAUCGAUUUCGGAUUUGCCAGACUCCUAAAUGAUGAAUAAACCACUUCAAGGACAUAUGUAGGAACUCCCAUGUACAUGAGUCCAUAAACUAAAUUAUUAUCUCAAUAUGAUCCAUAUGCAAAUGACAUCUGGAGUUUGGGAGUCCUUUUGUUUUUUAUGGUCACUCAACAUUACCCUUGGAAAGCGAAGAAGAGUGAUCAACUCGAAAAAGAAAUGCUUAAUUAUGUUGCUCAACAGAUUUAGAUUAACAUCAAUGGAAUUCCCCAGUAUGCCAAAGAAUUAAUAAUGGAUUGCUUGUAAGUUGAAGAGUGUGCCAGAAUCAAAGCCAACGAUUUGGCAUGGAAGACUAAGAGGAUCAUAUAAAUUAUCAUAGAGAAAUCCUGCUAGCCCAUUUUCAAGAUUCCCAGAUUCAAAUGGGAAUAAUUAGAUGGAUAUCGACCCUCUCUAUAAUAUGCAUUUAUUAACAAGGAGGAACUUGAAUAGAUGGAAUAGUGA
Molecule: messenger RNA, 957 nt
Organism: Paramecium tetraurelia
Lineage: Eukaryota; Ciliophora; Oligohymenophorea; Peniculida; Parameciidae
Exons: 2
Biological process (GO): autophagosome organization; protein autophosphorylation; autophagy
Cellular component (GO): autophagosome; cytoplasm
Molecular function (GO): protein serine/threonine kinase activity; ATP binding
Source: RefSeq, a predicted model, not a curated record